This is a messenger RNA of Salvia splendens (bonfire salvia), 528 nucleotides long. Its product is annotated as subtilisin-like protease SBT5.3. Gene Ontology annotation, biological process: proteolysis. The transcript has 2 exons. The record is from RefSeq and is a predicted model, not a curated record. Gene Ontology annotation, molecular function: serine-type endopeptidase activity. NCBI's taxonomy places the organism in Eukaryota, Viridiplantae, Streptophyta, Magnoliopsida, Lamiales, Lamiaceae. Bases 87 to 470 code for a protein of 127 amino acids.
UCAUCUUCAACUUCAAUAGGAAGCUGAUCGGAGCUCGGUACUUCAUCAAAGGCUACGAGGCUUUCACGAAGACGCAUGAUCCGACGAUGCACAAUGCGCGCGACACAGAAGGGCAUGGGUCCCACACCCUGUCGACCGCCGCCGGCAACAUGGUGGCCGGAGCCAAUGUUUUCGGGAUCGGAAACGGAACGUCUAAAGGAGGCUCUCCGAGACCUACAAGGUCAAUGACAGCUCCUGCUUCGACUCCGAUAUCUUGGAUGCUUUUGACGCCGCCCCUCGUCGACGUCAUCUCUCUCUCCGUCCAUCGCUACAUGCUCCUUGCACGCCGUCGCCAAGGGAAUCCCCGUCGUCGCCUCGGGCGGGAACUCCGGCCCCUAUCCAGGCACCGUUGCGCCACUGUUGCUGCCAGCACUAUUGACCGUCGCUUGGGGGCUAAUGUUGCACUAAGAAACGGGUAUGAGCCUGAGUGAAUCACUUCCACGCACCGGUUUUUAUCCUCUUAUUAGUGCUGCUGAUGCUGCAGCUGCC